ACAUUUAAUUAGAAAUAAUUUGAGUGAGAAAGGUACCUACUAACCAUCAGAAUCAUUAUUUGUACAAAAUGUCCCAAGAUAAUCGUUAGUUGAAGAUAAUUUUUUUUACGAAAACCGGUUUUAUUCCUCGCAAAGUACAAGUUUUUUUCUGUUUAUUUAUAAUGGGAACCCUAGUGAAAAGAAAACGUGUCUGCUUCUGAAUCUUUCCCUUGCUUACUUUCACCUGUUUUUUUACAUCUUUGGCGCCUCCUGAUUUUUCUACAUCCACAAUUAACUAAUGUCUUUCAAUAACGAGGUUUCAAAGUCCACUGAUAAAGAUAAUAUGUUGCGGGGAAUAAUUAAAACAGUGGGUGGACCCAAGAACAUAUUUUUAGAGCCAUAUGUUGGUAAGUUGCAUCUGACCUGCAACUAUGCGUCAAUUAAAGCUCCUAAACAGGAUUUGCCAAGGUUACCUGUACCAAAUCUAAGGGAUACUCUUCAAAAAUAUUUGAAAUCAAUUAAGCCUCAUUUAACUGACCAAGAAUUUGUAGUUACUGAAAAUCUUGUAAAAGCUUUUGGUUCUGAAGAUGGUGUGGGACCAAAAUUACAAGCUUUACUGGAAAAACGGGCAGAGCACCAUCUGAAUUGGUUGGAGGAUUGGUGGCUGAACACAGCUUACUUGGAGUAUAGAGAUCCGGUUGUGGUAUUCUCUAGUCCUGGUCUAGUGUUCCCAUUUCGUAAAUUUACUACUCAAACUGAUCAGUUGAAAUAUGCGGCAAAGACUUUGUUAGCUGUUCUUGAGUAUAAAGACUUGAUUGAUAGUGAAAAAAUUCCUACAGAAAUGAUGGGUAAGAGUCCAUUGGAUAUGACUCAAUAUAAAAAGAUAUUUGGAACUUGCAGAAUACCCAUAAAAAACCGAGAUAAAUUGUCUUUCAACGACAGUUACCAUGUUUCUGUGUUCCACAAGAAUCACAUUUUUCGUUUAGAUCUCUGGGGAAAUGAUAAAGUGAUCUUGAGUGAGGAACAAAUCGUGCAGCAGUUGCAAAAGAUCAUAGAAUUGUCAAAGGAAUCCACAGAUGUUGCAGUUGGUAUACUGACAUCAGAAAAUAGAGAUACCUGGGCGGAAGCUUACAGGCUGCUUUCAAAAGAAAAAGUGAAUAAAGACUCCCUGGCUGAUGUGGAAAAAAGUAUAGCUGUAUUGUGCCUAGACGAACCAGUUGGCUUCUGGAAUCAUCAAAACAAAGACCAAAAACAAAAUGUCGCUGCGGCGCAAACAAUUCAUGGCGGAGGAUCUAAAAGCAAUGGCGGUAAUCGGUGGUUUGACAAGACAGUACAAUUUAUUGUCGGCGCUGACGGUGUGACCGGCCUUACGUAUGAACAUUCUCCUGCUGAAGGACAACCGAUAGCUGUACUAACGGAUUACAUUAUAAAUUAUAUCGAUCAAGAAAAGAAAUCGCCGCAUGCAUCUGCAAGUCCUAAAGAGCCAGUGCAGCUUAAAUUCCAAGUGAAUGAAGAUGUAUCUAAAAUGAUAAAAGUAGCUAAAGAAAAUUUGGACAAGUUGGUUCAUAACCUUGAGUUGAAUUGUUUUACUUAUGAUAAAUACGGUAAAAACUUUAUCAAGACUCAAAAGCUCAGCCCUGAUAGUUAUUUGCAAAUGGCUAUGCAGUACGCAUUCUACAGGUUAUAUAAGACUCCGGGUGCGCAUUACGAGUCAGCUGCUACUAGGAUGUAUAUCGGCGGUCGCACUGAGACUAUUCGCUCUUGCUCAAUCGAGUCGGUAGAUUUUGCGAAAACAAUGUUAAAUUCUCAGAGCACGCCUAAAGAAAAAGUUGCCGCACUUCAAAGAGCUAUAAAGGCCCAUAAGGAUUACACAGUUCAGGCCCUUCAAGGUCUUGGUAUUGACAGACAUCUUCUAGGAUUAAAAUUGAUUGCUAAAGAAAAUAACAUCGAAAUACCUCAAUUGUAUACGGAUGCAGGAUUUACCAAGAGUGCCCACAUGAGAAUUUCGACAAGCCAAGUUGCCUGCAAAUGCGACGGAUUCAUGUGUUACGGCCCUCUCGUGGCUAACGGAUACGCCACAUGCUACAACCCCCGCGACAACGACGUCAACUUCGCAACAUCUGCAUUUGUCGACAAUCCGGACACGGCGUGUAGCAAAUAUAGAGCGGCGUUAGAGCAAUCGCUUCAAGAUAUGCAGGAUGUAUUACUUCAAAAUACCCAAUCUAAAUUAUAAAUUAAAGGACAUGAGAUAAUCUUAUAUAUAAAAUUGUCACAAUGUUCGUUCCCGUACUCCUCCGAAACGGCUCAACCCAUUCUCAUGAAAUUUUGUGAGCAUAUUGAGUAGGUCUGAAAAUCGGCCAACAUCUAUUAUUCAUACCCCUUAGUGAUAAAGGUUGUCCACCCUUAACAUUUUUUUAACUAGAACUAGUGUGCAUGUUUCCAACUCCCGGGUUUGGACCCUGGGAUUUUUUAAGUAAGUUAUGUUGAAAAGUAUUUUAUAAAAAAAGGAUAACCACAAAGCAAUGAAAAACGCGCCCUCACGCGGUAAAUCUGAGCUGGUUCUGUGUGAUUGUAACAUUUUUGGGUAGCUUGGGAAUAGAUUUUAUGCCAAGGGUAUUGGAGAUUAUUACUAUAGGGAAAGUUAGACUGAAAUCGUAUCAUUAUAAAGGCGUCAUUAAUACUGAAAAGAAAAGCAUUUACACUAUGUACCUAAUGUAGAGAGGUACGAUUUAAUUCUCGCGCUGGUUAAGUACCUAGUGGCGAAUGAGUACAUUAUGUAAUGUCCCAUUGUAUAAUACUGGUAGUAUACAUCUGCGGCUCCGCCCGAGAAAAUAAAAACAAUCCCAGGCGUUUCUGUAAAUACUCUCUUAGUUCACCUCUAGCCCACAAACCCACAUAGAAUCUACAUGUUAAACUUCAAGUCUCUAGAAUUUAUUAUUAUAUUAUAGUUAUUCAAAAGCCAUCGAUUUGAACUGUAUUUUAUCAUCAGUCAGUUACAGAAGAUCCUAUAAGGUUUACUAGCAUAGCAAUGAUAUUCGCGUUUAAGUACUUUUUUUAAGCUGCAGUGAUAAUAAUAUCGGUAAGCGUUCCAUACUUCUAUUAUGUAUUUUCUAUUGAAUAUGUUAGGUAUUUAAAUGUUUUCUAUUGAACAUAUUGUUGAAAUUUACUUAUUUGUAAUGUAAUAGAAUUUGAUAAAAGUUAAUAAUUUAAGAGUCCUGUUACAUUCAGCUAAGGUUAUUUUAUCUGCAUUAAUGUUUACAUACAUAUCUGUCAUAUAUUUAUCCCUUAUAGGGUAGACAGAGCUAACGGUUACAAGACGGAAGGUUUAGCUGGAUGAUAUUGAAUUUGUACACAUAAAAAGAUAUAUUCUUUAAAUUAUAUUUAUGUUGUGUAAUGUGUUGCCAACAGGCUUUUCCGGGAAAACAAAUUUUGAUGUAUUUUAUAUUUUAUUUAUGACAUAAAAAGCUUCAAAUUCAAUAUUUUAUAAGAAUGUUUUACGAAUCAACUUGCUGCAUUGUCUAAAUUAAAUUCAUGUACAUUUUUCUUCAUCCGUAGCUAUGACAAAACACCCAUUAAUUAAAAGUAUUAUAUGUAGUUACGGGCAUAUAUUUUUACCCCAAUCCAAUUGUUGUUUUGAUUAAAUGUUUAACAUAAUUAUUA
This is a messenger RNA of Amyelois transitella, 3639 nucleotides long. It is a transcript of the gene CRAT, whose product is annotated as carnitine O-acetyltransferase. The record is from RefSeq and is a predicted model, not a curated record. The transcript has 13 exons. Bases 278 to 2212 code for a protein of 644 amino acids. Gene Ontology annotation, biological process: carnitine metabolic process, CoA-linked. Gene Ontology annotation, cellular component: peroxisome. Gene Ontology annotation, molecular function: carnitine O-acetyltransferase activity. Lineage: Eukaryota; Metazoa; Arthropoda; Insecta; Lepidoptera; Pyralidae.